Taeniopygia guttata (zebra finch) is the source of this 7705-nucleotide messenger RNA. It is a transcript of the gene ANGEL1, whose product is annotated as angel homolog 1. NCBI's taxonomy places the organism in Eukaryota, Metazoa, Chordata, Aves, Passeriformes, Estrildidae. The record is from RefSeq and is a predicted model, not a curated record. Gene Ontology annotation, molecular function: 3'-5'-RNA exonuclease activity.
CGCUGAGCCCGCGCACUGAGGCCGCGGCUGAGGCGGGGCCGGCGCGGCGGCGGGGGCGGGGGAGGCCGGGCCGGGCGGCAUGAUCGGCACCGUGCUCUGCUACGUGCUGCUGCCGGCGGCGCGGCUCCUCCAGGCCCUCCGAGAUGCUUUCUUUACCUAUCGAAAGAAUGUGCUUCUGGCGAAGAGCCCGUCCACCCAGAUAGAAGGUGUCUUUGCUGCAACCAGAGGAAGAUCAGUCCCAGAAGAGCAAGAAGCCCUUCUCCAGCAGUGGCUGGAGGAAGGAGUAGGGAAUUUGCCAGCCAGUGAGAGUGUUCCAGCGGUGAGGAGAGUAUCAGUUUCACUCACUAGUGACUGGUUAGAAGGUUCAGAGCUAUUGAUGACCAGCCUCAGUGACCUGAACACAUCUCCGGAAGUCACCCGGUGUGCUGAUCAGCAGCACUCAGAGCUAAAUGCCUUGGCUUCUUCAGAACUGCAAGAUCAUGCAGUGGCUGAACUGGCAAGAUUACCAUCAGAGGAAACAGUGACUGUAGCAGGCAGUGCCCCUUGGGCAGCUGUGGUGCCACAGACAGAUCACCAGACAGCUGGCUGUGCUGGUAUCAACGUGGAAGUGCUGAAUGACGACCCAGCUGUGCUGGCCUGGAGUUUAGCAUGUGAUGCAGAGACAGUGCCACCAGUGCUCCCAGCCCAGCCCAUUCAGGAUGCAGUGCCGUUUUACCCUGUCCCAACAGAGGUGCCCUACCAUGAGAUCUUAUGGAGAGACUGGGAGGAUCUUUCUGUCCAACCCUUAAAGCAGGUCUCAAAAAACACUCCCCUCUUUGAAUUUCGAGUCAUGUCUUACAACAUCCUUGCCCAGGACCUGGUGGAGCAGGGUCUUGAUCUCUAUGUACACUGUCAUCCAGACAUCCUGAACUGGAACUACCGCCUUCCAAACCUUUUGCAGGAGAUCCAGCAUUGGGAUCCUGACGUUCUGUGUCUCCAGGAGGUGCAAGAGAACCAUUACUGGGAGCAACUGGAACCAACAUUCAAGGAGAUGGGCUUUGCUUGCUUCUAUAAGCGGAGAACCGGGACGAAGACGGAUGGAUGUGCAGUGUGCUAUAAGCACAGCAGGUUCCAGCUGAUCAGUCUCAGCCCCAUAGAAUACUUCCGGCCUGGCCUGGAUGUCCUCAACCGGGAUAAUGUGGGCUUGGUGCUGCUGCUGCAGCCUGUGCUCCCAGAAGGUCUAGAUCUGAAGGCAGUCAGUCCUUUGUGUGUGGCCAACACUCAUGUGUUGUUUAACCCCCGUCGAGGAGAUAUCAAACUGGCCCAGGUGGCCUUGCUGCUAGCAGAGAUUGACAAAAUUGCAAGAACUACUGAAGGCAGCUACUAUCCUGUCAUCUUGUGUGGAGACCUGAACUCUGUACCUGAUUCUCCACUCUACAAAUUCAUCCGGAAUGGUGAACUUUCCUACCAUGGGAUGCCAGCCUGGAAGGUGUCUGGUCAGGAAGACUUUUCCCAGCAAUUGUAUUCACGGAAGCUGCUGGCUCCACUGUGGCCAAGCUCACUGGGUGUAACAGACAAGUGCCAGUAUGUCACCCUGUCUCAGCCAAAGAAACCUGGGAGACGCGAAUACAGCCGUGACUUCCUGCUGCAGUUCCGCUUUUGCGAUGUUGCCUGUGAACGACCACCACAGCUGGUCCUCCUGGAAGGUGUGACAGAUGCUAAACCAGACCGCCCUGCAGAUUGGCCCAAGCCCGCUGCCAUGGUGAAAGACCCUGAUCCCCAGCCAUUCGUCCCAAGGUGUUCAGGUGUUAUCCAGCAUGGCCUCAACCUGACCUCUGUCUACAGCCACUUCUUGCCACAGAGGGGACGCCCAGAGGUCACAACAAUGCCCAUGGGGCUUGGAGCCACUGUUGAUUACAUUUUCUACUCAGCAGAGCCUGUGGAGAGCAAGGCGGGUCGUAGGCUGUACAAGGAUGGAGCCCUGAAGCUACUUGGCCGUCUUUCUCUUCUCUCUGAAGAUGUCCUCUUGAUGGCAAAUGGCUUACCAAAUCCUUUUUGUUCAUCUGAUCAUCUCUGUCUGCUGGCUAGCUUUGGCUUGGAGAUCUCCAGCCUCAGAGAGAGUUAGUGUUGGUUCCCUUUCCCUAAAGAAAAGUUGUUCUGAAUACAGCAGUUGAGACUUUGGAUUGCACAACCUGCUUGCAAGAAAAUCCUUUUCCUUGUGAUGCCCUGAAAGUCCUUUUCUCCCCUCACACCCUCACUAAACACAAGGAUGGGAGAGUUGGAGUGCUUUUUGCAUUGGUAUUUUCUGCAUCUUUGCAAACCUGAGCUGUGUUCCCAGUGGGAUGCCAGGUGUAUUCAAUCAUUAGCAUCUCUUAAAGAGAUCCUUGUACCACUGCCUUGUUUAGCAGGUGUUUUUGAGCUGCGGGAACCAACAUAAUGCCCUUAUUUAUUUGUCCCUGUGUAAGAUUUUCAAGGAGCUGGAAAAGAGAGGGGCAAUGCUAUCUGCUUUUGGUUAGUUUAAUUGCUACCAAGGAGCAUGGAAUGUAUAAGCCAGUACUCUUUUCACACCAAAAUAAUAGUUCUUUUAAUGUCUCAGUAAUAGUCAGUACUUUGCAUUGUUGCGUUGCCUUUUAGAUUGGAUCUGCUAACUGCUUAGAAAUGUCUUUUACUUAAUAAUCUGUAAAGGCUUACUUGAUGGCAGAAGGGUUUGUGUGGUGUAACUGUUUCUACAAGAAACUGCUUGCUGUGACUAAUGGACCAGGCAAUGGAAUUGCCAGGAAUGGAACCAGGGGCUCUACAGAGCAGUAUCUGUAGAAAUGCAGCAAAAGCCUAGAGGCCUUGGGGAAGGCUUCCUUCCUUUCUGGCAGUCUCAGAAUGGUACCUAAUACGUAAUUUUUAGCAAAAGAUAUUAAGGAUCCUCCCAGUGAAUAUCCUGUAGAAAAAAUUACCCUGUAAGUCAUGAUAACCACAGAAGACUAUAACUCUGGCUGUCCCAAAAGAGAUGAAAAUGAAAGCCAUGUGAGGGUCAGCAGAGCCAUCAGAUGGAAGAGCUGAUCUUGUCACUUGCCCUGUUCUUUGUGCACUCCCUAUUGCAUUCAGCCUGCAAGGGGUCAAUGGCCAACCUGUAGUUUCCAUCUCCUGUGUCUUGCUGCAUCUUCUGCACCCAGCCAUGUUUAGGUGUAGAUAGAACCCUUAGGAUCAGCUCCUGUCUCUUGACAUGCGUUGGGAGGAAGGGGAAGGCUGUGUAACUUGGAGCCAGACUGCAGUCACUUGGAUCCCAGCAAACCUUUGGUGUCCUAUUGGUGUACUUCUAUAAGCAGUGACUUGGCCAGUACAAAAGCAAUCAAACUGUACCUGUUCCUAGAGUAAAUUCCCCAGUUCAGCCUGACAUUUGGUGCUCAGUUUUUCCUUAACAGAUGAAACCAGUCUUGGCAGAAAUCAAUAUUGGUAUAAACAUUAUCUUUUGUUCAUAAACAAAGCAGGAAAUCUGGUUCCACCUCAGGUUUUUGCAGGAAGGUACAGGAGACUUAAAAUAUUGUUUGUUCUUCAUGGUCUAUAUUGAGGGACUUUGAUAUUUUAAAUGUUACUUUCUUUAUUGAAAAAUAAAAUCCUGCUAAUCUAAGAAAAUACCACAAAGUAACUGCGGCACCUCGUAUUUCUGGCUGCUGAACCUCUGAAGAUUGCUCGACAAGUGAAAGACUUGCUCAACAAGAGAGGUGAAAGAGAGCAAAUUGGCUACACAUGAAAGUAAUGAGGGUUAAAGAGAGGGAAGAAGUGAGCCUAAUUUAAUCUCCCAAGACAUCCCUAAAUCCAAGAGGUGGCUUCUUUGGUAUUGGGUUUGUCUUGCCCCCUCCAUCCCCCACCUCCCUCCCCAGAAAGAUUUGCAUUCAGGAACCCUUGCCCUCCUCUCUAAGAAAGGAAUACUGCUGAUCUUUUACAGAUCACUUCUGUAAAUGACAAAAACAAGGUCUGUGGCGAGGGAGUUUUGUGCCCUUAUGAGCGUGUAAGAACUGCAUAUUCCCCUCUAGCCCUGCAAGAUGGUGUGGUAUUUGUCUGGUGAUGUGUGCAUGGCUUUUGCUACCUUUGUGAGUUUCUCUAAGUGAAUAGCAGCCUUUUGCCCUUAGGUAAUAGUUCUGGCAUGGCACUGGUACAUGGGGAGGGAUGGAUGCAGACGUGUGCAUUUAUAUGACUAUCUCACAGUUUGACUGAUUUCUGCAAGUACUCUUACUCUGAUUUUGUAAGCAGUUGUAUUUAUAAAGGGAGGGAAGGAAAGGGUGAAUUGAGAGCUUUGCUUUCUGUCUGGCUCAAAAAGGUUGCCAGAAGGCAGCCUGGUUGCAGAUGACUCCUUCCUGCUGUUAACAUUGUAAUAGGAACCUUAGAAGGCACUAAAGGUUUAACAACAACCAACCAAAGGCACCACAAAAAAUUCUUUGACACAUGGUGUUAGAACUUUAGCUAUCUGCUUCUAUUGUAAUUGCUGGCUGAGUCUGAGGUCAGUUGUUGAGGAGGUGUGUGUAAGUGUGUGUGUAUAUGAAAGCUGCCCAUAGGAGAGCCAGACUGAGCUCUCUGGAGACCCAUAAGGUGUGCACCAUGCACCAGCAGAUGAACUGGUUGCCCCUGCACUGCCUGAAGCACCCUGCCAGUCCUGUGAUAUAACUCAGGUGGAGGACCUGUGUUCCAGUAUCACAAGUGCUUUUUCCAUUUUAUCUCAACAAAAACCUUGACUUGUGGGCAAAUUGCAUGGAAGCAUCUCAGGGAGGUUUUAAGGCUCCAUCUAUACUUUGCUGGAAAAUCUAAUGUUGCACAGGUCAAACUAAUGCUUUCCCUUUCUGUGCAUUAAAUAAUAUGGUGUGCACUUGGAAUUGUUACGUUUUUGAACACUGGAUAUUGAGUCAUGUGCAGAGAAACCCCAGGACAAUGCCUACAAGUCCCCCUAUUCUUCUUUCUGGAAGUUAUAGUGUUCCCAGGAUGGCUUGCAGCUCUCAAAGCCCUGGCUUACUCAUGCUGUGCUGGGCACUCAGAGGUGAAGGUGUGGCAGAAAUGCAGGAUAGUGACUCUAUAGAGACACAAAAGCAAAGUUGAAGACUUGAUCUCUGUGUUUAUUUUGACCACCAUCACAGAAGCUCUGGUAUGAACUCUUACAGAAGUGGUCUGUUUCAGGAAAAUAAAAACCUCUGUGUUCUAGAGUAAUUUGGAGUUAAUAUCAAAUGGAUCUAGAGACCUGGGAAUGCCUCCUGACUGUGGGGGAUUAUAGGAGAGGUUUGGAGGUGGGGUUGGUAGCAAGUUCCUAACUGUAAAAUCGCGACUAGCAUAUAGUUGUUGGGAGAAGAACAUUGUGUUUUGUGAUGCUUUAAGAACAGCACCCACAGAUACAGUCAGAGCCUAUGGUAAUGAACAUUUAUGGGAUGCAGAACUGAGAUUCUAUGUGUACCUCUUAAAACUGUUUCUGGACUGAAAUGCAUGAUGAGUUUUCAUUAACACAGCUUUCUGAUGAAUUACAGAGGGAUCUGUAAACAGUUAUGAAAGUAGAACAGCAGCAUCUGCAAUGCUCAGAAAGGGAAGGUGUCACAGAGGUAAUUACCAGCUACAUGACCUUAGUAGUGAUGUAGAGUUCAGGGAGACUGGUGCUUAGGGCAAGUGAUGCCAGAGACUGCUGGCAGUGUGUGUAUGUUCCCUGUUAGCAGCCUCCUAAGCUGCAGGAGCAUGCAGCUGUUGAGGCAAUCAAGUAUUUGACUAAGUGUCUUUGCUAAAAAACAGCUUAGUUUGCACCACAGCUGCUAGGCUGUAUUUAGUCAUUCUAUUUAGAUAGAAGUUGGACUUCCUUUAUUUUCACAGUUUUAAGUUCAUUGCUUCAGGAGGUUGCCCUUCAUAAUCAGUUUUCCCGAUUACAUGGGAUGGGAGGAGUGGUAAACAAUAUAAUUGCUCUAGCUUCUUUCCUGUUCUUAAUAAAUGAAACUUGGCUGCUGUUUGAGGUCUUACUCCAUGCUCUGCAGCAGCUGUUUUCCCAUGACUACUCUAUCCAGUUAUCUGAGUGACUGAUGUUUAUUUUUUCUGCAGCUGUAUUUCUUCAGUUAAAAGUCAUGGGUGCAAUUCUCUAGGGCUAAGUGUUAUUAUAAAUGCAACAUAUGAUUGGUGUCAAGAUGUAAGAUAGUGAGUUUCCUCACUCCUGAAGAAUUAAGUGGGAAGAGUGGGAGCUCUGAAACCACUUAGAUGGGAGUAACACAUGUUAUAUAAAACAAAACACCUGAGUUUCAGAUUUAUUGGUAGUGCUCUAUACACCACCUGCUUUGUGAAGGCAGAAUUCUGAAAUGUACUUGACCUUAGUUUGUCUUCUCUGAGGAGUUUCCAAGAGGUCAUAAGUUCAGCAUCUCAGUGGAUCAAGGUAUGAGUCCUGCUCUUAAUGAUGUGUUGUAAUGGUGCUGGCAAGUAGUCAGCAAAGCAGGGUGUUGCUGCACUCCAGUAACUGCUCCCACUGCCACCACCUCAGUAUAGAACAUUUAUUGGAUAUCCUGUUUAGAUAUUUGCAGACAUAUCCAUGGGUCAUCCAAAUGCAGAUGAACCCUUUUGUUGCUUACCUAAAGGGGGAGUACACAAGGGUUAGUAGGAUACCAUCUCCUUUCAGGCUUCCUGUUGCGCAGGCUAAUUGAAUUGCUAGCUGUGACCUGCUUCUUACCAGACUGUAGCUGCCUGCCUGUAGUGCUUCUCAUAGCACUGUCAUGUUGAAAUACACAAGCUGAAUUGAAUAUACUGCAUUGUGUUUCUAAGUAUGAUACUGAGUUUCUGAAGGGAGCUCACCUGUUACAAUGAUAACCAAGAUGACAGAUUAAACAGCUGGCAUGCCUCUAACUCCUUUUGUCAGCUGUAAAUGUUUCCUUUCUCCUGUCAAGGCAAGUUGUCCUUCAGCUUCCACUGAAAAUGUCAGUCUUGAUGCUAUUUUUAUUUUCAGUUAUUUAAAUAUUUAUUUAAAUAUUUUCAGAUUUAGACUGUACAUUCUUGUGCUCUUGUAUAAUAGCUGUAAAAUUUUUUGUAACUUUGGUAAGACAGCAGCUUUCAAGGUCCAAGUUUGGCAAAUGGUAGGACUAAGCUAGACACUGGCUUGUGCUACAACAAAAGAUGUAUUUGUUCCAUCCAGUCUUUAAUUUCUACAUACCAGAAAAAAAAAUAAACAAAACCAAAAACCCAAUAGCAACAAAAAAACCUCCUUAACAAUUUUGUUGAGAUUUUAUUAUUUUCUUUCUGGAUGCAAAGCCUUCUACUUAUAUUUAUUCUAUAUAUUCAGUUAUUAGCCAGUGCCUAGAGCUGCCCUUGAACUGGGGGUAGAUGAAUGCUGUAGUGUUUCUAUAGUUACUCCUCUCCUCCUUUCCUCCUUUAAAAUGAAGUUAGAGAUAGGUUAGUAUUCACUUUUUGCCAAAUUAAAAAUAUAAUCCAGGAAAACAAACCUGGCUGAGUUAAUUCUGUCAUGGCCUGCUGUCUACAGCAUGUCAUUUGCCUUUGCCUGCCAUAAUCCUGCAGUUGCUACAUGAAUGGUGUUCUUAAGGCUCAGUCUCACUUUCUCAUGAAUGAAUUUCUGUGUGCUUUUAGACAUGUGAGAGCCUUAAGUCUUGGGCCUCUCAGUGUAAAAAACUGACAGGGUGUGGUUUUUUGUUUCUUGUUUUUUUUUUUUUUUUUUUAAUUUUCUGCUUCAACAUGUUGUUUAUCCUUCCCACAAUAAAGAUUUUCCACUUAA